ACUUGCAACUACAAACACGGAAAGACUGGUAGAUACUCUCGGCAUGAUGUCCAUGUCACAUCGGAGUGAGCUGCUGGAAUCUGUUCAGGACCCCGAGCAGAUCACGAAGCUUUUGUGUUCCAAGUUUUCUCAGCUUAUUGACAGGGUCGCACAGGCCGAGGAAGCGACUGAUGUGGCUUCAAAGCGCUCUGAGCAGCUGAGGCAGAAGGUGCAAGACUCAGCAGAUCGCCGACAGGCGACCACGACACAGAUGCAAAGCUCCUUGCGAACGCAAUUGUCAGAGGCCGAAGCCGCGCAACACCGGCUCAAAGAAGCCAGGGCGAGUGCGGAGUUUGCCACCGGAGAGGUUUUGCGAGCCAAAGAGGCAGCCCACUCCCUCAACGAGGAUUGUGAACGGUUGAGCUCGCAAUGCCGCGAGGAACAAAGAAGCCUCGAGGAGACCUCUGCGCGGUGGCAGCAAGAAGAGCAGAGCGGUGCCACGUGUGAGCGAGAACGCCAGCGGCUCCGAGCAGAAGUGGAGGCGGUAUCACAACGCCUAACCGUGCAGGAAGAAGAGUUGGCGGCAGAUUACCAGCGUGAUCGCCAGCGCCGCGGGGACCUGCGUCAGUUGGAGAUGCGUGUCCAAGAUGCAGGCCGCCAGCGGAUUGCAGCAGAAAAGCGCUUACAAAGUGUUCAGGAGGAGCUGGGUAAUACCCAAAAACAGGUUGCUCAACACAAAGAGCGCUUGGAUGUGGCUCAGCAACAGUUGCAGAUUGGCCAUGAGGAGCUCCUCCAAGAGGCCCACCGCCUUGAAGAAGCCCAGCGGCAAAAGCGCGAGGUGCAGCAGGAGGACGUGCUGGCAAAAGAGGCCCUGGAACGGCUGCGGCAAAUGAAGGUACGCUCAGAGGCACAAUGGCAGGAGAAGGUAGAAGCUGAAAGCCAGCUUCAGGCUGCGCAGCUGAAGAAGCGUUGUGCUCAAGAGCUGACGGAGACCCUGGAUAUCAGGCAGAAAGAGGCCCUUGCAAGGCUUUCCAGCUUGGUAGACUGCACUGCUGCGAAGGACCUUGAACGUUGGCAGCAGCGCCUCAAGGUUUUGGGAGAGUCGGUCCGACAAUUGAGGUGCACUUUGCAACAGCUGGAGGUAAGCACAAAGGGUGCAAACACGGUCGGCGUCUCGCUGCAGGAGGAAUUGCAGCGAGUGUUCCUGGCCACUGAGAAGCUCCGCCGAGAGAGAGAAGAGGCUGCCCAGAGCCCUGCACUGGUCAGGCUGCGGCAAGCGGAGCCCGCCCUGGAAGCGGCCAGGCGACGAGCGCGUGAGCUGGAAAUGAAGUUGGAGGAUGUGCAGGGUGAGGUGGCCUGUGCAAAGCAACACAAGGAGUGCUUCCUUCGCGAGGUGCGCCAGAGCCGCGAGAAGAUGCGUGGCCUGCGGAAGCGGCGCACAGCGCUCUCAGAGAAGGCGCAAAGCUUGGAGAAGCGUCUUUUGCGCAGUCCCAUGAUGCCAGGUCUCAGGGAUGCCUUUCGACAAAGGGCGCAGGCACCAGCACCUCCAGAAAAAGCUGCUCCUGCAUUGGAGCCUGAAGGUGCUCGCACAAAGCCUCCAGUGCAGGCUCCCGCCCCGGAGGCCCAAAGCUUGGAGUAUGUCAGGCAGUUUGUCGAGCUGGAAGAGGCACGUUUGGACACGCGGAAGAUGCCAGAAGUCUGAGCGUGGGCAGUCAAAGCAUCGGUCAGGGCACAGAUUGAACAGACGCUGACUGCAGCUAACAUCUGACGAUAGAAGGAAGAUGUGCUUUGCGAUUGCAGCUGAAAACCACCUCUGCUUUCUCUACUUGC
This is a messenger RNA of Durusdinium trenchii, 1809 nucleotides long. The record is from the annotation of a GenBank genome assembly. NCBI's taxonomy places the organism in Eukaryota, Dinophyceae, Suessiales, Symbiodiniaceae.